UUGACUCUGGGCGCACAUCUCCACAGACGAACAGCGGCUACAGCCGGACUGACAAAUGUCGAACGUCGGAAAAAUUAAGUUUCUCCACUGAGGAAAGUACUUUUUCGUGCAAUUGGUAUCCAUCAAACGCUACAGUUUACUUCAUCGCGCAAGUAAAGUAUGAAAAGUGAGGUAGAGCGUUAGUAUUUUGUCCCCCAAAGAUAGUUGAAAGUAACGCUGUGUGCAGAGGGAAGACCGGCGAAGUGCAGAAGAAGCGGAAAAGCCAGUUUUUGUAUCGCUGGUAAUUUGUAGUGGUGGUAGUGCAGAGAGGGCCGCUAUAUCUGCCUGUGUGCUGUCCGUGUGGUGGUGGUGUCAUCGACGGUGUAAAAGAGCUUUACACAGUCGCGCUGACUGAAGGAGAGAAAGAUGGCCGAUGGCGUUGAAAUCGAUCUGUACGCCGACGAUUUGGACCAGGAUUACGCGCAAAACAAUGACGAUUUCGGUGGCGAUAGUGGCGACCUGUACGACGAUGUAAUCGUACCAUCCGGGGACCGCAACAAUGCGGGAAGAGGCCCGUCGAUGGACCGGGGCGACGGUGUCGAUACGAAUGGUUCGUACCACCAUCAUCCCGGGGCUUGGUCGCUCAGCCACAUUCCACGCCGUCAUCAGCUGUACGUGGGCAAUCUGCCCUGGUGGACGACGGACCAGGACAUCACCGACUCGGUCGCGGACGUUGGCGUGAACGAUUUCCAGGAGGUGAAGUUCUUCGAGAAUCGUGCCAAUGGCCAAUCGAAGGGUUUCUGCGUGAUUUCGCUCGGUUCGGAAAACAGCAUGCGGCUCGUAAUGGAACGGCUACCGAAGAAGGAACUGCACGGUCAGAAUCCGGUCGUGACACUGCCAACGAAGCAGGCGCUGAAUCAGUUCGAAAGCCAGCAAAAAACCAGACCCACGCCACCGGCACCAGGGCAAAGCAACGGACCGCGACCGCCUGUACCCGGCAUGCCGAUGGGUGGCCCGGGCGGACCAGGUGGCGGCCACGGAGGACCGGGCAUGGGAGGUCCGGGAGGGCCACCGGGUGGUGGUCCUGGUGGACCGGGUGGACCAGGUGGUAUGGGCGGUCCCGGCGGACCGCAGCCACGGAUGAUGAACCCCAAUAUGCCGCCGGGCAUGCGUCCACCGCACCCGCACAUGUCCGGACCGAUGCACAUGCAGGGACCGCACGGCGGACCGGGUGGGCCACCGCGACCACAGGGACCGCCAAUGCAUCAAGGGAAUGGACCACCACAGCAACCGCCUCGAUUCCAGAAUCAAAACCAAUGGAAUGGUCCGCCACGAAUGAACGGUCCGCGACCAGGCGGCCCGGGGGGUCCAGGCCCAAUGCAGCACAGGCCGCAAAUGUUCCAAGGACCGCCGAACGGUAUGCCACGUGGACCUCGCCCGGAAUGGAACCGGCCGCCGAUGCACGGUGGUUACCCGCCGGGUCAUCCUGGUGGCCCCGGACAGGGUCCACCGCAUAUGCAGGGAGGGCCACACGGGCCGCGCGCUCCCCAUCACGGAUCGAUGGGUGGGCCGCCGGGACCACAGGGUCCUGCCCCGCACGUGAAUCCGGCGUUCUUUAAUCAGGGCGGUGGUCCACCGAAUCAUCCCAAUGGAGGUGGCCCCGUUGGACCGCCGCACGGUCCACAGGGACAGGGUGGGGGACCGCCACAACACUUCAACCCACAGGGUGGUGGAGCUCCACGGGGCGGUCCAUGGCCGGUACAGGGUGGCAAGCCGCCGGGUGCGCCGGGCGGAUUCCCUGAACAUCCGGUCAUUACCCCGCAGCUGAGCGAAGCCGAAUUCGAGGAGAUUAUGACCAGGAACCGUACCGUCAGUAGUUCCGCCAUCGCGAGAGCCGUAUCGGAUGCCGCUGCUGGCGAAUACUCAAGCGCAACCGAAACACUGGAAACGGCGAUCUCGCUUAUCAAGCAGUCCAAGGUGGCUCAAGACGAACGGUGUAAGAUUUUGAUUGUCUCGCUGCAAGACACGCUGCACGGUAUCGAGGCGAAGAGCUACACCCGGCGAGAGCGUUCCCGGUCGCGCGAACGCUCGCACAGACGCCAGCGCCGGGAGCGGUCAACGUCACGCUACCGGGAACGUUCGCGCGAUCGCGAGCGGGAGCGAGAGCGUGAUCGAGAUCGCGAUCGUGAACGUGAUGGCUCUCGCCGAUCUCGCCCAAGGAAAUCUCCGGAACCGGCCACUGAUAACGCAACGGAUAGCUCGUCGAAACGGUACUACAACGACGAUCGCUACCGUUCGUCGGAUCGUGAGCGGGAGCGCGAUCGCGACCGCGAGCGCCGUGAAGAUCAUCGAUCACGGCAUUAAGUAGUACUAAAAUGAACCCUUAUAUUUUCGAACGCUACUAGCAAAACGGAACUAGCUGGUUGCCUGAAAUUCCUGCAACGCUACACUACUAUUGAAUUCUAAAGUUUUUGGGCAAUUGUCUUUUUUGACAGUUCAGUUCCCAUUUCCAUGGAGAGAAGUUAAUGUGAAACAAAAUGAACUACACACACGGUCCGCAGCCCGAUCCUUUUGCUCCGUAAUACUUCCCGCAGUUUUAUAUAUGUAUCGAUGUUUCCCCCAAUCUCGCCCAAAGUUUUUGAAAGUAGUUUAAUUUGAAGUUUUGGUUUCUAUUUUGUAUAAAAUUAGUGCAAAAGUCGUUCCAAACAUGGAGCAAAAUGUAGUAAGUUCAUUGUGAAACAAGAAUAUCUCAUAUACACGUUUUAAUUGCACGACGCUCUCGAGUUUCCCCCUGAUCUAGCUGCACUUACAAAAGCGCCGCCGUAUCGUCUCUCUGUUUGCAAAGUGUUUAGACAGAGAAUGUAUCCUCUUUUUUAAUUCCAUUUGCACUAUUACUAUUCUACCAAAAUGAAACGUGGGAAUCAUCUGAGAGCAUAAUAAUACGCCACAUAGCUAAAUGUAACGCAGAGAAGGACGCAUCGGAGCGCAGCUAUGUUGACAAAGAUUUUAGGCGCGCAACGGCAAAGAGGAAGCAUAUAUAUUCAAACUACACAUCCAUCCCGCUCUACUACUAGCAGAGUACACUUCCCAUCAUUGGCGUUCCUCUAAGCAAGCAGCAACAGGAAUGACAAUCUUGUGCAGCGACAACAGUGUUGUGUGCAAGUAUGCGCGCGUGUGUUUGUGUGUGUGAGUGUUGUUCCGUUAGUGGUUUAAAGAUCUGUUACAACUCCUGAAGACUUCUUGCGGUUCGUGUGCGUUCCGUGUGUACAUCCUGCUACGUACGAUCCAUGCCCGACGGCAGUGGGUGCAUCUUGAACGGUCAGCAGACUCAGCAUUGACAACGCAACAACUCCCAGUACUUCCCGGCGGCAGUAGCUUCCUGAUGGCAGCAGCAGCGGCAGCAGCAGCGGCAGCAGCAGCGGCAGCAGCAGCUGUAGCAGCAGCAGCAGCUGUAGCAGCAGCAGCAGCAGUAAUCAUCAGCGGCAAGCGGGUAAUGCUGGAGGAGGCCACGUGUUGCUGUGACAGUGACGCACGACUCGACGAUGACGACGCUACUGAUCCGCAAAGAAGAUUGUAACACAUCCCUCUUUUUGAAGUCAAUAAUUAUAAACGUAAUCAGAGAGAAAAAAAAAAUCAAAAAAAAGAAAAAAAUGUGCAAAUUUUGUGUACCGUGUUGUGUAUUCUGUCCCUCCCUUAAUCAUUAUUUGUUUUAUUAUUAUUACCACACUAGUCUUGCACAGAGAGAACGUAUUAUGAAUGAAAAACCAUUGUAAUGUAUUGUGUCACACAUUUUUAAGCUAAGUUUUUUUUUUACGAAAACCCAACACAUGUUUUCUUUUCGUACUUCGACUAAUUUUUGUACGGCGGAGAGACUUUAUUUUAGUUUAUUAGUUUAGUUUUGUUGUCAAAAAACCGUGACAGAUCGCACAAGUGACGACUGAAUAAGCACUUUGUGUGGGAGUGUGCUUGGGAGUACUGUUGUUUAUUUUAGUACUGCAGCUAGAUAGAGAUGCUUGGCUGGAAGAAGCGUAAAAACUGUUUGAUAAUUUUACUCCAGUUGAAAAAGGCAAGGGACUAGAGAAAUAUAAACAUGUUGCGAUAAAGCGGAGCCGAAGUAACGGUGACAAAAAUAUUGUAAAAUGUACCAAAAUUUCGUAGAAGGUCUUUUGUAACACGAAACAUAGAUACCUAAUACUGUUAAGGCCAAAUGUAACCGCGGCAUUUGUGGAAAACACUGCACUCCACUGUUUGAUGCCCUUAAGUGCAAAUGAGCUUCCUACUGUCCCCCGAUCUUCGUCGGCUCGAAAAAGCAACUCAUCUUUCUUGAGAAAUCAAACAAAUAUUGCGAUGUCGGUGUUUAAACUGAUGUAAACUUGUUACUGUGUAGCAAGUGCGUGUAUGUAUGUAACAUUUAUGUACCUUUGAUCAACAGACGUUGGGGGAGAAGUUGACGGACGAGCACAGGCGGUUUCGAGAAUCCAUUUGUAACAUGAUUCACGAUGCCUAAGCAUACGCGCCACAUUUUAUGUAUAAAGGCUGCGUUGUAAUGACAGAAAACAUAAAAACUAGGUCAUGUUUCUUUUUAUAAAAACACGAUCAAUUUGUACGACGGGAUUUGUACAGUAUAGCAAAGACAACAGAUAUAAUUAAGUGAUGUGUACAAAACGCGUUCUAUCUUUACUGACGAGCUUUAUAUGUAUGUAGUAUUAUUAAGAAAACUACCAUCUAGACGCUUUUACCUUUUGUAAAUUUAUUACUUUGCGUUAUUAGACGAGCUGCUCUCUUCUUGGUACAAUGCCUGUAGCGCGUUAUCUCUUGCGUCUAGUUUUACCAAAAAGAAAAAUAGGAACAAAGAAACUUAUCAGUCAUAUUUAAGGAUUCUUUUUGCAAAUGCAUAUUUGUAAGGACACACUGUACUUUGUGCGAAGAAAGGGAAUGCAACGACGCAAGACUGAACUCUCUGUCUCUAAGACUGUGAACGUAUGUAUCUCAUUACAUUUAAGCCAUUUCAAACAUUUGGGAUGGGCAGCAGUUGACUUGCAUACUCGUAGAUUGAUAACUUAUUACUUUUAAAUUGUUAUAUUUUAAUCUCAAAAACCUGCAAUGCAAAAAAAAAUACCGUUGUUAGUAGUACAUAAUACUGUGGAAGAUAUUUGGGCUUAGCUAAAAGUACUAUUGUGAUUGGACGGUUUUAACCGUUUUUAACAACCUAUUAAAUUACUCCGUGCUCCGUGUAUCGAUUAAUAAGAUGAUGAACGAAUGUGAACGUACCGAAUCGUAGAACUUCUAAACAUUUGCUAUAUAAUGUGUCUUUUGUAACAAAAAUGAAACGUAUUUUAAUCUCAAACAAUGGGGAUUAUUCUAUUCUUUUAUGGGGGUUCUCGAACCUAGUCGGGUCCAAGGUCCAUAAAUUACUACAGGUCGUUCCGUACAGUGUACUUCGACACAUUGUCAUUACACAGCUGAAAAGGGAGUCCAAAGUUACUCAGCAACUCAUACAAAGGCCUUAGCCACCCCUACUAUCUAUCUGCCAAUCUCCAUAGAAAUCUCUAUCCAUCAUGGCCACCAAAAUCAGAGCUUAGGACCCACCUGUACUCUACCUAGGCACCUUGGUCGUGUUGAGAAAUUUGACUCGAUUGCUUUUUGAAAUAUGCUUGCCUGUAAAAAAAAAAUCUGGUAUGAAAAAUCAAACGAGACGGGCCUUUAACGUCGCAGUAGGCGACAAACAGCCAGACCAACCCUCGAAGAUGACUUUAAAAUUCGCUUGAAAAUAUAGAAUGUUAGACAAAAAAUAAGGAAUUUCCCGAUAGAUAAUCAUAGGAUUCGGUUUAUUAUAGUCUAAUUUCAUUGAACUAUCGAUUGAACAUGAAAACAGUUGGUCCAUCGACUUUGGUUAAAUGACUUUCUUUAAUUAAUUUUAACACAUAUCAGUCAUCUCAAAUGGUCAUUGAGGAAAACUGAAAUAUUUUUCUUCAAAACUGUCAAAAAAUCGUCUUCAAUCAAUUUCCUGCUAGCCUUUUGAUAUCUAGAACAAGUGGCUUGAAUCGAGACUCUGGAAUCGAAAGAACACGUAGUCGCUUUUUUUGUUGAUAGAACUCUUCUACUAGACAGACACAUUUAUAUGGCAACCUCGAAACUGAAAUAGACUUCCGCGAUAGUUUAAGAGCAUAGUAAACCCGAUUUGCUUAACAAUAUUCAACUCCACGUCGACACAUCUCGAUUGCGCAAGAACAGAAUACGCCUGAAUAAUACUCCAUAAAGACAACAAUGACCAACAGGAUUAGAAUUUUAACGUCCUAGGGAGGAAUUCCGUAUACAACCAAACGGUGGUUGGAUGGAAUCAAUUAUUCCUGCUGGGAACUCUCCGGGGUGUGCGAUCGAUGAAAGGACAAGCUUUCGCUAAGACACGCAUUGUAUUAAUUAUCAAUCAGCCCUCGAAAUGCUACAUACACCCCGUCUGCUUUUACACAAAAUUGUAAUUAUGAAUAGGACAAAGAGGCUUGAUUUUAGUUGGGUUUAUCGCGUUGUUACUGUUACGUUAUAAAACCCUGUUAAAUGGUGCAGAAUUAACCGUUAAAUCGAAAAUUGGGGAGGGAUGAGCUGACACAGUAUGCUAUGAGACGAUUGUUUCGUCGUAAACACGAACUACAAAAAGCCUUAGACGCGUUCUUCGGGGAGUGGAAAAGUCACUGCGAAACGAUCGGAUGGUUGGAUUUCAUGAAAGAAAGAUUAAAAUAUGUUCACCAAUAGGCAAACCAGUUCGUGUGUUGAAUUAUUUCAAUUGCACUCGAUAUUUUGAUUGCUUUAAUGAAGACUCAAAGUAAAAUGUUUUACACCAAAUGGUACAGAUAGUCCAGGCCAAUUACUAUGAUUUCUCGCUCUUACAAUCAGCUACGGCGUGAUGUGAUGUACGUAAUUCGGUUCGUGUUCGGUUUUGUAAUUUUAAUGCUGCACAAGCUUUGCUAUCGAUCGAAAUAGAAGAAAUUAACCAGCUCGAAGGUGGCGCAUCAUGCGACAGAAACGAAUGUAAACUAUAACACGUCAAA
Molecule: messenger RNA, 7025 nt
Organism: Anopheles merus
Lineage: Eukaryota; Metazoa; Arthropoda; Insecta; Diptera; Culicidae
Gene: Cpsf6
Product: cleavage and polyadenylation specificity factor subunit 6
Exons: 7
Coding region: 406-2343 (645 amino acids)
Biological process (GO): mRNA alternative polyadenylation
Cellular component (GO): mRNA cleavage and polyadenylation specificity factor complex
Molecular function (GO): mRNA binding
Source: RefSeq, a predicted model, not a curated record